AUGGCCAUCCCCGCACCUGAGGAACGGAUUAGCAUGAUGGGGGACGCUUCAUUCUGCACUCCGAAGAGCUUCUGGAAGCAGAAGAAAACGAAGGAGUCUUGUUUUCUACUGAUGAUCCGUGAAGCUGCCAACGACGUCACGGAUGUGGAUCCGAACACCCCGCCGGGCUCACAUGACGAUGCGUUGGACAAAAUCCUACUAGAGUACAAAGCGGUCUUUUGUAAGGAGUUACCCCUCGUCGAACGACCGGACGAGAUCCCUCCAACUUGUACCUUGAAGGAUUCGAUCAUCCCCACAGAAGGUGAUCCUGUCAACAUCAGAUCCUACCAGCUCACCGCAGCACAGCUACGAGAGCAGGAUCAACAAAUAGAAGGAUUGGUCGAACGGGGGCUCAUCCGCGAAAGCUCAUCGUCGUGGGGCUUCCCCGUUCUCUUCGUUCCGAAGAAAGGAGGCGAGUAUUGGAUGUGUAUCGAUUACCGGGCGUUGAAUCAACGAACCCGUAAGAAUCGGUACCCAUUGCCCAGGAUACAGGACUGCCUCGACCAAUUAGGACUAGCGAAGGUGUUUUCGAAGCUCGAUUUGACGUCCGGAUACUGGCAGAUCAGAUUGCCCCCAUCCGACGUCGAGAAAACAGCCUUCAACAUGCAAAACGGAAAGUGGGAGUGGCUCGUCAUGCCUUUUGGCCUCGCGAACGCCCCUUCGACGUUCCAAGCGAUCGUCAAUCGCACCCUUGGCAAGUACAUCGGCAAGUUUGUCAUCGUGUACUUGGACGAUAUCCUCAUCUUUUCGGAUAGCGUAGAGGAGCAUCGAGAACACGUUCGACUCGUCCUGGCCGCGUUGAAGGAGGCUAAGCUGUACGCUAAGCCGUCGAAGUGUGCCUUCAACAUGAAGGAGAUCGACUUUUGUGGUCAUCUUGUAGGGGACGGCAAGGUAUGCCCCCUCAAAGACAAAUUAUGGGUGGUGAAGGAGUGGCCGACGCCAAAAACAGCUCACGAUGUCCGGAGCUUUGUUGGCCUCACCACCUACUAUAGAAGAUUUGUCCAAGGGUUUGCGAAGAUCUGCGCACCCUUGCAUGAUCUGCUGAAGGGGUCUUCUCCUUCAGCAAAAGCAGAACAAAAGCGGGAAGUUGUCUGGUUACCAGAACAUCAAGACGCCUUCGAUCACCUAAAAGUCCGGUUGUGCGCGGCGCCUGCCCUGGCACAGCCAGACACAUCCAAGCCGUUCUUUGUGGAAACAGAUGCGUCCCAGUACGCAAUCGGUGCGGUACUGUUGCAGGAGACUACGGAUGGCAAAAUGCAUCCCGUAGCCUAUGAUGGACGCAAAAUGAAGCCCGCCAAACUUAACUACAGCGUCUCGGAGCAAGAGCUACUGGCCAUCAAGUAUGCUCUCAAUACUUGGAAGCACUAUGUGGACAACGGUUUCACGACAACGAUUCUGACUGAUCACCAGAACCUAGAAACUAUUCCACGUACAAAGGUUGCUUCGAAGCGCCUAGCACGAUGGCUAGAGGAGUUCCAAGAAGUGGACUUGGACAUUAAGUAUCAGCGCGGCGAACUAAAUAUACCUGCUGAUGCCAUUUCACGGCGGGCAGACUGGGUCAACAGUCUGAAUGAGGAGCCUUCGACACUGGAAGAUUUGCGUCGAUGGUUCUUAGGUAACGCAACAGACCCGCCGGAGUCCAUUGCGGCGGAUCUUAAGAACUGGCGUUACGACCCUCGUACGGAGCGACUUCUACAUAGAGUCGCUGGCGCACGAGCUGAAGAAGAUUGGUUCGCACCAUAUGUGGAACCACAGCAUAGGGCUGCAAAGAUGUACGAGGUACAUCGAGAAGGAGGUCAUUCUGGCUAUCAGAGGCUCAAACACCUGUUCGUCAGCAAAUAUUGGUGGCCGAAGCAGUUGCCGGAUUUAGAAUACUUCAUCAAGGCGUGUCCAGCAUGCCAAGUGCACAAGCCCACCGUGCCUAUGGCAGUCAACAAACGCAAGUACGUAAUAGCUGAUGAAACCAUUAAGCCUUUUCAACGCUGGGGCAUCGACCAUGUAGGCCCCUUCGACGAAUCGCCUAGUGGCAACAGCUACAUGAUCUGCGCCAUUGAUUAUGCUACCUUGUGGCCAUUGGCACGAGCAGUUCCGGACACAAAGACGGAACACGUACUUCGAUUCCUGUUGGAAGAGAUUUACCCCGUCUUCGGACCGCCAAAAGAGGUAUUUAGCGACAAUGCGAAGUCGUUUCUGGCAGAAGCAGUGUCGGAACUCUUCUUGCAAAGCGAGACACGACAUCGCAUUGCAACAGCGUACCACCCACAGACGAACGGGAAGGUCAAAGCCUGGAACAAGCAGAUGAAGAGGAUGAUCAAGACGAUGAUGUUUGAUCGAGGUAUACCUCGUAAUCGCUGGGAUGAAUUAGUGCCUUUAAUGCUUACAGCAGCGCAAUGGCGAACGCAUUCGACAAUGGGAAUAAGCCCUUACAAAGCGGUGUUCGGCUUACGCCCUCCCGUCAAUGUAGAGGAGUUCGUCGCGCUUCCUUGGGAAGCGGUGGUAGAGUCCGACGAGCCGCGAUGUUCGCAGCAAACCCACUGGCGAACGGCCGCAGGCGCGUCGAUGAGAAAAGUCGUGGAACAAGAAGUUAGGCGCUUUAAUGCCAAGUAUGGUCGUCAAGCAAAUUCCUUUAACGUAGGGGACUACGUUAUGAAAAGGAACAAGGCGCAGCAGGGCCUCAAAGGCGGAUGGUUUGGCCCGUACGUGAUUUGCGAAAAAUGGGAUCGAGGAGCAUACGUCCUCGAAUCCAUGGACCAAUUGCGCGAACCCGUGUUCGGAAAUCGAUUACGCAAGAUUACGGAGCCCUUUGGCAAGCAACUUUGGUUCAAUGAGGCCGCUCGUACCCACUUUAGACGUGCCGUAAGCGGGCAUAGGGGCUAUGCUGCUCUUAGGGAAGGAGGAAACGAAGAGUUGGUAGAUGACACACCAGAGUCAUCGACCGGCUGCAUUCCGUGGUCCACUUCGGCACCCCCUACCCAGUAA
This is a messenger RNA of Ceraceosorus bombacis, 3018 nucleotides long. The record is from the annotation of a GenBank genome assembly. Lineage: Eukaryota; Fungi; Basidiomycota; Exobasidiomycetes; Ceraceosorales; Ceraceosoraceae.